This is a messenger RNA of Halichondria panicea, 1182 nucleotides long. Its product is annotated as membrane progestin receptor gamma-like. The record is from RefSeq and is a predicted model, not a curated record. The transcript has a single exon. Gene Ontology annotation, cellular component: membrane. Gene Ontology annotation, molecular function: signaling receptor activity. The coding region runs from base 58 to 1098 and encodes 346 amino acids. NCBI's taxonomy places the organism in Eukaryota, Metazoa, Porifera, Demospongiae, Suberitida, Halichondriidae.
GGUAGCUUGUAGUAAACAACCGCAAGUACAAGCAAAUUACAAGCUAGAGCUAGCUGUAUGAAAUCAACCAUGAAGGCCAAAGCAAGCAAGACACCGGGCAGCAGCAAAGACUCCAUUCUGCUGCACAGAGAUCAGGUCCCUUCAAUGCAAAUAGAGCCGUACAUUAUCACAGGGUAUCGACAACCUGGGACAUCAGUACUCGGGUCCAUUCGAUAUGCGUUUGUACUACAUAACGAUGUCGGUAACUUCUGGACCCAUUUCCUCCCCUUACUUGCCUGGGUGGCGUGGUUAGCCUGGUUGGCAAAGUAUCGUAUUGACUUCACUGAUCCCUACUAUUACCCUCUACUCUGUUUCUGGGCUGGAGCUUGCUCUUACGUACUGUUCAGCAGUAUGGCUCAUCUUCUCUCGAAUAUCUCAUUCACUGUGAGAUCAGUUUGUUUUACAUUGGAUUAUCUGGGCAUUGCUUUGUAUGCUUUGGGCGGUGCAAUAAGCGGAUUCUUUUAUGAACAAUCGAUAGGCAGUCCGCUGUUUAAGUAUCAAGGUCUGGUGUUGUCGCUGGAUGUUGCCAUAGCAAUCAGUGCAACUCUGAUGUGUGGACUUACACGAUUUUAUUGGAGAAAUUUUCGAUACUUGAUUCGAGCUUUCUCUUUUGUGUUCCCGUAUGCGACUGCAGUAGCUCCAUUUAUUCAACGUUUAUUUGUGUGUCUACUCACAGGAAACGAAUGUGUCACAGAAACACUGCAUCUUCAUGUAUCAGGAUUCUUUUUAACAUUUACAAUUGCAUUCUUUUUUGUCAGCAAAAUCCCCGAGCGGUUUGCUCCGGGAAGAUUCGAUAUUUAUUUUCAGAGUCACCAACUGUUCCACGUUGUAGCUGUCGUGCAAACGUGCACACAGAUGUACAUGUUUCCAUUGGACGCUCAGUUGAGGAAAGAUGCUCUAUCCGUUGUUGAGGGAGCUACUCCGAAUAUCUACAACACUCUUCUCCCGUUCAUGUUCGCUGAAGUGGUGGGAAUUGUAAUAGCGAGUGUUGUGGGUGUGCUAAUUGUGAGGGGUGUGCUGGUGUAUGACGAGAAACAACAUUAUAGCAAGACUAAGUAGGGACUAUUUUGUAGGUAAAAUAAUUGUACGGUUGGUUUCAAUUUUUAUAUUUUUAUUAUGUUUGUUUUCAUAAUUCAUAUUGAA